This is a messenger RNA of Vitis vinifera (wine grape), 1679 nucleotides long. RefSeq names its product aspartyl protease family protein At5g10770. Gene Ontology annotation, biological process: proteolysis. The record is from RefSeq and is a predicted model, not a curated record. Bases 62 to 1450 code for a protein of 462 amino acids. Gene Ontology annotation, molecular function: aspartic-type endopeptidase activity. The transcript is spliced from 2 exons. NCBI's taxonomy places the organism in Eukaryota, Viridiplantae, Streptophyta, Magnoliopsida, Vitales, Vitaceae.
UUGGUUAGUACUGAGGCUAACACAUUCAGCAAUAACAACUGAAAGUUUGUGUGUUAGAUCCAUGGCCAUUCUUUGUCCUUCCACUGCCAUCUACCAUCUUCUCUUCUCUUUUCUUCUUCUGUUUUUCUUAUGUUAUGUGGGCAAUACACCCGUCUGUGGAGAUGCCAGAGACGGAUAUCACACCCUUGAUAUAAAUUCACUGCUGCCUAAGAGCAAUUGCUCGGCACCAGUCGGAGGAGGGUCUCAAGGGCUACCAAUAACAUAUAGUUAUGGACCAUGCUCGCAAUUAGGCCAGAAGAAGUCUCCCAGUCGUCAGCAAAUUUUUCUCCAAGAUCGGUCCAGAGUUCGCUCUAUUAACGCCAGAAUCUUGGGCCAAUAUUCUACGGAAGAAUCCAAAGACGGCGGGUCCCCAGAGUCUAUGCACUCUUUAAAUGAAGAUGGCUUUUUUCUUGUCAAUGUUGGUUUUGGCAAGCCCCAACAAAAUUUAAAUCUAAUAAUCGACACAGGCAGUGACACAACUUGGAUACGGUGCAACUCAUGUUCAUUAGGGAAUUGCCACAACAAGAAAAUCCCUACUUUUAACCCUUCCUUAUCAUCCUCUUAUUCUAAUCGUUCCUGCAUCCCCUCUACGAAGACGAACUAUACCAUGAACUAUGAAGAUAACUCCUAUUCCAAAGGAGUUUUCGUAUGUGAUGAGGUUACAUUGAAGCCCGAUGUAUUCCCCAAGUUUCAAUUUGGUUGCGGAGAUAGUGGUGGUGGAGAUUUUGGCUCAGCAUCUGGGGUACUAGGCCUUGCACAAGGGGAACAAUAUUCUUUGAUAUCUCAGACAGCUUCAAAGUUCAAAAAGAAAUUUAGUUACUGUUUCCCACAUAAUGAAAACACCAGAGGGUCUUUGUUAUUUGGGGAGAAAGCAAUUUCUGCAUCUCCCUCGCUGAAAUUUACGCGGCUUUUGAAUCCAUCUAGUGGGUCAGUGUAUUUUGUCGAACUGAUUGGUAUAAGUGUUGCCAAAAAGCGAUUGAACGUCUCUAGCUCAUUGUUUGCAUCACCUGGAACUAUAAUAGAUUCCGGAACUGUCAUCACUCAUCUUCCUACCGCAGCCUAUGAAGCACUCCGCACUGCAUUCCAACAGGAAAUGUUGCACUGUCCCUCUGUUUCUCCGCCGCCACAGGAAAAACCAUUGGACACUUGCUAUAAUCUUAAGGGAUGUGGGGGGAGAAACAUAAAGUUACCGGAAAUAGUACUACAUUUUGUGGGAGAAGUGGACGUAAGUUUGCAUCCAUCAGGAAUUCUUUGGGCCAAUGGGGACCUAACUCAAGCUUGCUUGGCUUUCGCAAGAAAAUCCCAUCCUUCUCAUGUAACCAUCAUCGGAAAUAGACAACAAGUGUCUCUAAAAGUUGUGUAUGACAUAGAAGGGGGAAGGUUAGGAUUUGGUAACGAUUGCAAGCAUUGAGAUCUAAUCCCUUCUUAUUUCUACAUGGGUUGUAGUUUGUUUUAAUUUGUUGAACAAGGGUUCAGAUAGAAUAUAUAGAUCCUAGGACAUUAUUUCUUUGGGUAAUCUGUUUCACUGUUUGAAUUGCUACAUGUUAUAAAGUUUUGUUUGUAAAACAUUCCAUUCCAAUUGUCAGAUUGCAUAAUAUCGAGAUUUGGAUAUGAGUAUACUAUUUUUGUGUUUUCUCUAA